This is a messenger RNA of Saccharomyces cerevisiae S288C, 4611 nucleotides long. It is a transcript of the gene GDB1, whose product is annotated as bifunctional 4-alpha-glucanotransferase/amylo-alpha-1,6-glucosidase. Bases 1 to 4611 code for a protein of 1536 amino acids. Gene Ontology annotation, cellular component: mitochondrion; cytoplasm. Gene Ontology annotation, molecular function: amylo-alpha-1,6-glucosidase activity; 4-alpha-glucanotransferase activity; hydrolase activity, hydrolyzing O-glycosyl compounds. Lineage: Eukaryota; Fungi; Ascomycota; Saccharomycetes; Saccharomycetales; Saccharomycetaceae. The record is from RefSeq and is marked reviewed. Gene Ontology annotation, biological process: glycogen biosynthetic process; glycogen catabolic process; carbohydrate metabolic process. The transcript has a single exon.
AUGAAUAGAUCAUUACUGCUACGUUUGUCGGAUACCGGUGAACCCAUUACAAGCUGCUCUUACGGAAAAGGUGUCUUGACGCUACCACCAAUUCCGCUCCCUAAGGACGCCCCAAAGGACCAACCGCUCUAUACGGUCAAGCUACUGGUAUCUGCAGGUUCCCCUGUCGCUAGGGAUGGGCUAGUUUGGACUAAUUGCCCACCAGAUCACAACACGCCCUUCAAGAGGGACAAAUUUUACAAAAAAAUCAUUCAUUCCAGCUUUCACGAGGAUGACUGCAUUGACCUGAAUGUCUACGCUCCAGGCUCGUACUGCUUUUAUCUAUCUUUCAGGAACGAUAACGAAAAACUUGAGACAACAAGGAAAUACUACUUUGUUGCCUUGCCCAUGCUUUAUAUAAACGAUCAGUUCCUACCUUUGAAUUCCAUCGCUUUACAAAGUGUUGUAUCGAAAUGGCUGGGCUCUGACUGGGAGCCCAUCCUAUCGAAAAUUGCCGCUAAAAACUACAAUAUGGUACAUUUCACCCCUCUACAGGAAAGAGGCGAGUCUAACUCGCCUUACUCUAUAUACGACCAAUUGCAGUUCGACCAGGAACACUUUAAGUCUCCUGAAGACGUGAAAAAUUUAGUUGAGCAUAUACAUCGCGAUUUAAACAUGCUUUCAUUAACAGAUAUUGUUUUUAACCACACAGCUAAUAAUUCUCCUUGGUUAGUUGAGCACCCGGAGGCUGGGUAUAACCACAUCACUGCGCCACAUCUAAUCAGCGCCAUAGAGCUCGACCAAGAAUUGCUCAAUUUUAGUAGGAAUUUGAAAUCCUGGGGCUAUCCUACCGAACUGAAAAAUAUAGAAGAUCUCUUCAAGAUCAUGGACGGUAUUAAAGUGCAUGUUUUAGGGUCGUUGAAACUGUGGGAAUAUUAUGCGGUAAACGUGCAAACAGCUCUUCGGGAUAUCAAAGCCCAUUGGAAUGACGAAUCUAACGAAAGUUACAGUUUUCCCGAGAAUAUUAAAGACAUCUCGUCCGAUUUCGUAAAACUAGCUUCCUUUGUGAAGGACAACGUCACUGAGCCUAACUUCGGCACUCUUGGUGAAAGAAACUCAAACAGGAUUAACGUGCCAAAAUUUAUUCAACUACUGAAGCUCAUUAACGAUGGUGGUAGUGAUGACAGUGAAUCUUCGUUGGCCACGGCUCAAAACAUCUUGAACGAGGUCAACUUACCCUUAUAUAGAGAAUACGACGAUGAUGUCAGUGAGAUACUCGAGCAACUGUUCAAUCGUAUCAAAUAUUUGAGAUUAGAUGACGGUGGGCCCAAGCAAGGUCCAGUGACCGUUGACGUGCCCUUAACAGAGCCUUAUUUUACGAGGUUCAAAGGAAAAGAUGGUACUGAUUAUGCCCUCGCCAACAAUGGCUGGAUAUGGAAUGGUAACCCACUAGUGGAUUUUGCAUCGCAGAAUUCAAGAGCUUAUUUACGUAGAGAAGUUAUCGUGUGGGGGGACUGUGUCAAGUUAAGAUACGGUAAAAGCCCUGAAGACUCUCCGUAUCUGUGGGAAAGAAUGUCCAAGUAUAUAGAAAUGAACGCCAAGAUAUUUGACGGGUUCAGAAUUGACAACUGCCAUUCUACUCCAAUACAUGUUGGCGAAUAUUUCCUAGAUUUGGCAAGAAAAUACAACCCGAACCUAUAUGUCGUUGCAGAGCUGUUUUCUGGUUCCGAAACACUAGAUUGUCUGUUUGUUGAACGGUUGGGUAUCUCCUCUUUAAUCAGAGAGGCAAUGCAAGCCUGGUCCGAAGAAGAGUUGUCUAGAUUAGUCCAUAAGCAUGGCGGGAGGCCCAUUGGCUCCUAUAAGUUUGUUCCUAUGGAUGACUUCUCAUAUCCUGCGGAUAUUAAUUUAAACGAGGAGCAUUGUUUCAACGACUCCAACGAUAACUCCAUAAGAUGUGUAUCAGAGAUCAUGAUUCCAAAGAUUUUAACCGCCACUCCGCCACACGCUUUAUUCAUGGACUGUACCCAUGAUAAUGAAACUCCCUUUGAAAAAAGAACAGUGGAGGAUACUUUGCCCAAUGCUGCAUUGGUGGCUCUUUGCUCGUCCGCCAUUGGAUCUGUUUAUGGCUACGACGAAAUUUUUCCACAUUUACUGAAUUUGGUCACUGAAAAAAGACAUUAUGACAUUUCUACGCCUACUGGUAGCCCCUCGAUAGGAAUAACCAAAGUCAAGGCCACUUUGAAUUCGAUUAGAACGAGUAUAGGAGAAAAGGCGUAUGACAUUGAAGACUCAGAAAUGCAUGUGCAUCACCAGGGCCAGUACAUUACUUUUCAUCGUAUGGAUGUUAAAUCCGGAAAAGGUUGGUACUUGAUAGCAAGGAUGAAAUUUUCUGACAAUGAUGACCCUAACGAGACUUUACCACCAGUGGUGUUAAACCAAUCCACCUGUUCUCUCAGGUUUUCGUAUGCUUUGGAAAGAGUUGGCGAUGAAAUUCCCAACGACGAUAAAUUCAUUAAAGGUAUUCCCACGAAAUUAAAGGAGCUUGAAGGGUUUGACAUUUCUUAUGAUGAUUCUAAGAAGAUUUCAACGAUAAAACUGCCCAAUGAAUUCCCUCAAGGAUCUAUUGCCAUUUUUGAGACCCAACAGAAUGGUGUGGACGAAUCCUUAGAUCAUUUUAUAAGGUCAGGUGCUUUAAAGGCCACUUCAAGUUUGACUCUAGAGUCAAUAAAUUCCGUCUUGUAUCGUAGUGAGCCGGAAGAAUACGAUGUUAGCGCCGGCGAAGGUGGUGCUUAUAUUAUUCCUAAUUUUGGAAAGCCUGUGUAUUGUGGUCUGCAAGGUUGGGUUUCCGUAUUAAGAAAAAUUGUGUUUUACAAUGAUUUAGCACAUCCCCUCAGUGCAAAUUUAAGAAAUGGACAUUGGGCUUUAGACUACACUAUCAGUAGACUUAAUUACUAUAGCGAUGAAGCAGGAAUCAAUGAAGUGCAGAACUGGCUGCGUUCAAGGUUUGAUAGAGUGAAAAAGUUACCGAGCUACUUAGUGCCCAGUUAUUUCGCCUUAAUUAUCGGCAUCCUCUAUGGUUGUUGUCGCUUAAAAGCAAUACAGCUAAUGUCCCGUAAUAUUGGUAAAUCUACAUUGUUUGUACAAAGCUUAUCUAUGACAUCAAUCCAGAUGGUUUCCAGAAUGAAGUCAACCUCUAUUUUACCAGGCGAAAAUGUUCCAUCUAUGGCUGCAGGGUUGCCACACUUUAGCGUAAACUACAUGAGAUGUUGGGGGAGAGAUGUAUUCAUAUCGCUAAGAGGUAUGCUAUUAACAACAGGUAGAUUUGAUGAAGCUAAAGCUCAUAUACUAGCCUUUGCAAAGACUUUGAAGCAUGGUUUAAUUCCAAACUUGCUGGAUGCCGGUAGAAACCCGAGAUAUAAUGCUCGUGAUGCUGCCUGGUUCUUCUUGCAAGCUGUACAGGAUUAUGUUUAUAUUGUUCCUGAUGGCGAAAAAAUAUUACAAGAGCAAGUAACAAGGAGAUUCCCACUGGAUGAUACUUACAUUCCUGUAGAUGAUCCAAGGGCAUUUAGUUACUCUAGUACCUUGGAGGAGAUCAUUUAUGAAAUUUUGAGUAGGCAUGCCAAGGGAAUUAAAUUCAGAGAGGCUAAUGCAGGUCCAAAUUUAGAUCGUGUUAUGACUGAUAAAGGGUUUAAUGUUGAAAUUCAUGUCGAUUGGUCGACUGGCUUAAUUCAUGGUGGAUCUCAGUAUAACUGUGGUACUUGGAUGGAUAAGAUGGGUGAAAGUGAAAAAGCAGGGUCUGUUGGUAUUCCUGGAACACCCAGAGAUGGAGCCGCAAUAGAAAUCAAUGGGCUUUUAAAAAGUGCUUUAAGGUUUGUUAUUGAACUAAAAAACAAGGGAUUGUUUAAGUUUUCCGAUGUGGAGACGCAGGACGGCGGGAGGAUCGAUUUCACUGAAUGGAAUCAAUUACUUCAAGACAAUUUCGAAAAAAGAUAUUAUGUUCCGGAGGAUCCAUCACAGGAUGCAGAUUAUGACGUGAGCGCUAAAUUGGGUGUUAAUAGACGGGGGAUAUACAGAGAUUUGUACAAAUCAGGAAAGCCUUAUGAAGAUUAUCAGUUAAGACCAAAUUUUGCUAUUGCCAUGACUGUGGCACCAGAGUUAUUUGUGCCUGAGCAUGCCAUAAAAGCAAUCACCAUUGCAGAUGAAGUCUUAAGAGGUCCAGUAGGUAUGCGUACUUUAGACCCAAGCGAUUACAAUUACCGUCCGUACUACAACAACGGAGAAGAUUCGGAUGAUUUUGCCACCUCAAAGGGUAGAAACUAUCACCAAGGCCCUGAGUGGGUCUGGCUUUACGGCUACUUUUUAAGAGCGUUCCAUCAUUUCCACUUUAAAACCAGUCCACGUUGUCAGAAUGCUGCCAAAGAGAAACCAUCCUCUUAUUUGUAUCAACAAUUAUACUACAGAUUAAAAGGCCAUAGAAAAUGGAUUUUUGAAAGUGUGUGGGCAGGAUUGACAGAGCUAACCAAUAAAGAUGGUGAAGUAUGCAAUGACUCAAGCCCCACGCAAGCCUGGAGUUCUGCUUGUUUGUUAGAUCUAUUUUAUGAUUUAUGGGAUGCCUACGAAGAUGAUUCCUGA